This is a messenger RNA of Aphanomyces astaci, 1252 nucleotides long. RefSeq lists its product as hypothetical. The coding region runs from base 227 to 814 and encodes 195 amino acids. Lineage: Eukaryota; Oomycota; Saprolegniomycetes; Saprolegniales; Verrucalvaceae. The record is from RefSeq and is a predicted model, not a curated record. The transcript has a single exon.
UGCUUUAGUAUCAAUACUAUUAAUAGUCCUCCGUAUUGGACAAAUUUAUGGAAUUCGAUAAAUUAAGGGUAGGGCUAUGGUACAAAAUGAAAUGUGGUGCGCGGUCGUCCGUCAGUGCAUCUUGCCGAUGUUUGUCGCCGCGCUCCGUGUGACCCAUCGCGACGCGCGAUGGCAGAGUCGAUGGACGACCGUACCCUUCUUCUCGUGGAGGUUUACGCUUACGUGAAUGUCCUUGGGACUAGUCGGUUGCCGCAGCACGAGGACACAGAGUAGGCCGACGGCGAGUACAGCGAGGAGAUGGAACCACAGGCUGUCAAAGACAACGCCAAACUCGCUCAGAAGGUACAGCAGACCCAUGGGGGUGGUCGCCAUAUACAUGCUGCUGCUGCUAGAGGAAGGGGAGGCUGCACUCAUACCGUGGACGACGCGCAUGGAGCGGCGAUGGGGCGCGGCGGGAGCAGAGUGCGCAUAUGGGUCUGAAAAGAGGGUGAGACCAAAGACAAAGGCGCACAGGACGAUGCCGGCUGCGGGGGCUGCCAACUUCGACUUGUUGAAGGACUGGACGUUCUGGUCCGAGGUGGACGUGGAGGUCGUGACGAGGGUACGCAGGAAGUGUAACUGUUCCGUGAGCGACUUGAUGGUUGCGUCCCGCGCAGCUAGUUGCGCAUCCCGUUCUGCCAAAAGUGCUUUCAAGUCGUUGUUCUCCCCCGCGAGGUCCGUGACUUGGUUCUUGCGGCGCAUGCGGGAUUUGUUCGCGCUCUCGCGGUUCUUCAUGAGUCGGAUUUCGUGCUUGGAGCGCUUUGAUGUAGAUUGAGGUAGUUCAGGUGCUUCAAGGCUGCGUUUGGUGGCGAUGGGAAGGCCAAUGGGCAUGGCGAACGGAAGAGACAGCGCGGCGGGGACGACGGCCGGCAUCCAUGGGUAUGCUGUCGCCACGGGGUAGGAAUGACGUUGCAUUGGAGAUGUCGACGAGUCCGAGCAUUCGCUCGAGGAAGGCGAAGACACCCCUGCGCUACUGUCGUCCGUGGUUGCGUCUGUGAAGUCGUACGACUCAUUCUUGAACAUGGGGAGGUCGUCGAAGAUGUUGAUGUCAACGUCUUCCAUGAUGGGAUGCGUAGAUGGCGGUACUCCAUCGAAUAGGCAUGCCAUGUCGUCGUCGAUCAGCAUCAUAUCCAAAUGUGUCGAGUCCAUGGCGCCGGGUGCGGACGGAACAAGAUGAAUCCAACAAUACAUGCGUCGCUGGAAUAGCGUGGAG